UUGCAGGCGUCAUACCUGCCAUGAGUCUUUGAGAACAUAAUGUCCGUCUGUACAUCUUCUCACAAGGAUUUUUCUCAGCUGCUACCUGCUCAAGACAUGGAUAUCAAAAACUCACCAUCAAGCCUUAAUUCCCCUGCUUCCUACACCUGCAGCCAGCCCAUCCUGCCGCUGGAGCACGGUCCCAUCUAUAUCCCUUCCUCCUAUGUAGAGAGCCGCCAUGAAUACUCAGCUAUGGCAUUCUAUAGUCCUGCUGUGAUGAAUUACAGCGUCCCCAGCAGUGUCAAUAACCUGGAAGGUGGGCCUGUUCGACAGACCACAAGCCCAAAUGUGUUGUGGCCAACUUCUGGACACCUCUCUCCUUUGGCCACUCAUUGCCAGUCUUCGCUUCUGUAUGCGGAACCUCAGAAGACUCCUUGGUAUGAAGCAAGAUCACUAGAACACACCUUACCUGUGAACAGAGAGACACUGAAAAGGAAACUUAGCGGGAGCAGUUAUGCCAGCCCUGUUACUAGUCCAAGUUCAAAGAGGGAUGCUCACUUCUGCGCGGUCUGCAGCGAUUACGCAUCUGGGUAUCACUAUGGCGUCUGGUCGUGCGAAGGAUGUAAGGCCUUUUUUAAAAGAAGCAUUCAAGGACACAAUGAUUACAUCUGUCCGGCCACGAACCAGUGCACCAUAGACAAGAACCGGCGUAAAAGCUGCCAGGCCUGCCGACUUCGCAAGUGUUACGAAGUAGGGAUGGUCAAGUGUGGAUCCAGGAGAGAAAGGUGUGGGUACCGCAUUGUACGAAGACAGAGGAGCGAGCAGGCCCACUGCCUGAGCAAAGCCAAGAGGAACAGUGGGCACAUACCUCGGGUGAAGGAGCUCCUGCUGAGCACCCUGAGCCCAGAGCAGCUGGUGCUCACCCUCCUGGAGGCAGAGCCGCCCAACGUGCUAGUGAGCCGUCCCAGCAUGCCCUUCACCGAGGCCUCCAUGAUGAUGUCCCUCACUAAGCUGGCCGACAAGGAACUGGUACACAUGAUUGGCUGGGCCAAGAAAAUCCCUGGGUUUGUGGAGCUCAGUCUGUUGGACCAAGUCCGGCUCUUGGAGAGCUGCUGGAUGGAGGUAUUAAUGGUGGGGCUGAUGUGGCGCUCGAUCGACCACCCUGGCAAGCUCAUCUUUGCUCCAGACCUCGUUCUGGACAGGUCCUCAGAAGACCCUCACUGGCACGUUGCGCAGAUGAAGAGCGGUGCCCCAAGGGAUGAGGGCAAGUGCGUGGAAGGGAUUCUGGAAAUCUUUGACAUGCUCCUGGCGACGACAUCAAGGUUCCGUGAGUUAAAGCUCCAGCACAAGGAGUAUCUCUGUGUGAAGGCCAUGAUCCUCCUCAACUCCAGUAUGUACCCCUUGGUGACGGCAAGCCAGGAGGUGGAGAGCAGCCGGAAGCUGACCCAUCUGUUGAACGCAGUGACAGAUGCCCUGGUCUGGGUGAUUGCUAAGAGUGGCAUUUCCUCCCAGCAGCAGUCAGUUCGCCUGGCCAAUCUCCUGAUGCUUCUUUCUCAUGUCCGACACAUCAGUAACAAGGGCAUGGAACAUCUGCUCAGCAUGAAGUGCAAAAACGUGGUCCCAGUGUACGACCUGCUUCUGGAGAUGCUGAAUGCUCACACGCUUCGAGGGUACAAGUCCUCAGUCUCGGCAUCUGAUUGCAGCUCCGCAGAGGACGGCAAGAGCAAAGAGGCCUCCCAGAACCCACAGUCUCAGUGACGGCCAGGUCUGAGGUGGACAUUCUAACAGAGCUGCUCAAAGCUGGAACCCUGCACCCUCGCAGCUCCCCAGCUGGGGCGUCAUCUUAUGGCUGCCUUGGUCAUGCACCCUUCCCCCACAUUCCACUUCCCAGGGGUCGGGGUGGGUGGGUUGCAGUGUCCCUGUCCUGGGGGAUACCUCUGAAUGCAGAGUUCUCACCUUUGUAUAGCCUUAGAAGGUUCUCGACGUGAUCCUUCUCUCACUCUCCAUGUCCUCUGCCCACUCGGGAAACCGUCUCAAAGCUUCUGGAAUGGAUGGUGAAAGUCUGACCCGGAAGGAUUGGCCUUAGACAGGGGACAGAAGGUGACACUCUGCAGCAGGGGUUCUCAACCUCUCUGACGCUGUGACCCUUUAACACAGCUCCUCGUGAUGUGGAGACCCCCAACCAUAA
Peromyscus leucopus (white-footed mouse) is the source of this 2167-nucleotide messenger RNA. RefSeq names its product estrogen receptor 2 (gene Esr2). Gene Ontology annotation, biological process: estrogen receptor signaling pathway; regulation of DNA-templated transcription; cellular response to estradiol stimulus. Gene Ontology annotation, molecular function: nuclear estrogen receptor activity; zinc ion binding; nuclear receptor activity. The coding region runs from base 40 to 1737 and encodes 565 amino acids. Gene Ontology annotation, cellular component: nucleus. The record is from RefSeq and is a predicted model, not a curated record. NCBI's taxonomy places the organism in Eukaryota, Metazoa, Chordata, Mammalia, Rodentia, Cricetidae. The transcript is spliced from 9 exons.